Molecule: messenger RNA, 5087 nt
Organism: Helicoverpa zea (corn earworm)
Lineage: Eukaryota; Metazoa; Arthropoda; Insecta; Lepidoptera; Noctuidae
Product: dual serine/threonine and tyrosine protein kinase-like
Exons: 22
Coding region: 309-3734 (1141 amino acids)
Biological process (GO): protein phosphorylation
Molecular function (GO): protein kinase activity; ATP binding
Source: RefSeq, a predicted model, not a curated record
AGGAAAACGUCAAUGUCAGUACGUCGAGUCGGGGAAGCUGUUUGCAAUUUUUUUUGUUGUUUGGUUUUCUUUUCCUUGUGCUAAUUUCGUUUCAAAAGUUGAUGAGUGCUAUAAAAUUAAAACUGAGGUGAAAUAACUGAUGUUAGUGGAAACAGCUACUAAUUUGUGGCGUUGUGUACACGAGAUAAUCAAGUUAUGUGCUAAGAAUUACUUGUAAUUGGAUAAUAAAGUUUCAAGAGUGCACUUACUGCAGUGGUACCACCGCAUGAAAUCCCCCCAAAUCCCCACGGUAGGGCUGGGCGCCAGUGAUGGCGGGCGGCAGCGUGUGGUCGCGGCGAGUGGCGGCGCGCACGCGCACUCUGCGCGGCCUGGUGCGCGACACGCAGCGCGCACUGCACGAUGUCGCUGAUAUACUGCACACAGAUCCGCAAGUAUUCACCACAGUCCAGGAAGUGGGCAACCAGUCCCAGCGCUGCACAGCAUUAGUGCUGCUGGGCACGUCGCCAUCAGCGCGCGCGAGGCUGCUGCACGCACUGCUGGGACACAAGCUGCUGCCGGAGCCGCCGCCGCGGGGGUGUCGAUGGGUGCGCAUCCAAUACGGCAGCGGCAACCAGCGGCAGGUGCACUUAACCCUCGGCAACUCGGAGUUCGAGCUGGUUGAGGAGCUGGAGUGCAACAAGCGGCCCUGGGAUACACUGCCCGUUGAGGACCUAAUAAGACAAGAUAAGACUGAUCUCACAACUAUUUUAGAAAUUGAAAUAAAUAACCAAUUCCUGAAGGAUGGUCUCCGGAUCAUUCUGCCUCCAGACCUGGAGGUAGACCCAGGAGCUUCCAGUCACCAGACAUUGAAGAAAAUCCACGCAGAAUUGUACUCAAAACGGGACAGCAUUUUAAAGAAUUUUAAUCCCGUAUAUUUGUAUGGUAUUGAUAAGAUUGGAAAGAAUAUAUUUAGUGAGAAUAUUAGUGGGACUAUAACUACUUCGAGAAGUGAGGAGGAUUUUUGGAAUACUUUCAAUUUGUACUCUAUGGCCAGAGUGCAAAAUAGUGGUGAUGUUGGUGAGAGUGGGGAUGGUGAUAAAAGUGAAGUGAAGAGAGAGUGGAGUGGGAGUAGGGAGCCUGCUGUGUUUUCGGGGGAGAACUGCCUAGAUCUGCAUCAGAUAAAGGAGAUCAAUCCAAACUCCCAAGUCCUGUUCGUUCUGUUCUCUAACAGCGAAGACAUGAACAGAACAGAAGGCCACGCAGAAGAUAACAAGAAGCAUGAGAAGAGGAUCAAUGUGGACGCUUUGAAAUGGAUAUUUAGUUCCAGACAAAGUCAAGAAGCGCAGAAGUCCGCAGAGCAGAAAAAUAAAGGAGAGGACAAAAGACUGUUUGAAGAGCAGAACGCCUUCAUGAACGAACUCAUGGACCAGUGGGAGAUGAUGUCAACCCCACCACCAAAACACCACGUGAAAAGUCAAUGCAUAAUCCUGGACGAUUCUGACAUCAUUCGUCCAGAAAUCCGCGUGUCCCCGGUACAGAGUCCCCACGAUACUGGGAAGACGGAGCGCACUGUCAAGAGUAGAACUGGGUUGUUGACCACGGUCGUGAAGUUUGCUGCCGAUAGCUGUCAAAGUUAUCUGCUGGAGUAUUGUACGAGGUUGAGUGAGGUACACGUGAAACUACUACAACAAUUCAUCCUGGCUUCGUUCGACAUGGCGCGGGAGCUGCAGGUGGUGCCCAAGAAGAUACAGUACGUCGCCAGGCAAGAACAACAGCUAUACGAGACUAUCAACGAAAAGUUCUCCGAAGGGGAUAAGAAGAGAGAAUUACUGAAAAUGAUGCAAGAAGUGUUAGAAGAGAUGAGAGCCGAAGUCAACUAUAUGGACUGGAGUGUGGAUGAUCUCCCGUGGCACCAAGACCCUCGCUUCAUAGUCUCCAACUCGAUCUUCUACUCGUCGACCCGCAGCAGCCCCGCGCGGCACGAGGCGUCGGACGGCGAGGAGGCCGUGUCGUACGACAGCUACAACUUCGACGACUACGAGAUCAUACGGGCCAAUGAUGAGAGCCUGUCGGGGGACUUUGGGAGGGUUAAGCCCCCAGACGAAGAUUCACCCCCCUUCAACAACAUUCGAGUAGAAAACGAGUCGGAAGCCUUCUCCAUGUCCACCGCCCGAGCCAGCUGGCACAGCGACACCGCCGACACUCGUGACACCCGCACCGACACUGUCGACACUAGCGACACUCGAGCUACGUGUACUAAUAGUGUUAAUAUUUCCGUUAAGCAGGCGUCGCUUGAUGUUCAGCAGACAGUCCUCUCUAAACUAAGUCAGAAGAUCAGUCUGAAAUUAGCCAAGUUCGUGGAUUGUCUCAAGGACACGUACUUUGGGACAUUGCAGAGAUGUCUAGAAUCCCUGGAAUGGUCCUGCAGACAGGAGCUCGGAGGCCGUCCCGCCAGCGAGGCGAUGCGACAGUUACUAUCCGUCGCUCGGCAGGUGGACCUGUCUCCCUGCGCCACCUUCCCGGUGCUCAGGAGUCUGUUGGAGUCGCUGCGACGGUUGUUGCAUAAACUCCGGCUAGUGGGCGGCGAGGCGGAGGAGGCUUGCUGCGUGCUGAGCCCGCUGUGGCGCCGCCGCGUGGCGGCCGCCGCGCUGCACCAGCUGUCGCCGCACAGGCUGGCUAAACUCAUCUCCACACAGAUUCUAGAAAGGUUAAGCACAGCACACGAGCGGUACCAGUCAGCGCUGACGUCGCUGGAGACAGCGCUGGCCGGCAGGCUACAUCAUACCGAGGAUAUCAAGCUAGCUAUCAGGAAAAAAUACGCACCCACAUUCGCGCGGUUAUGUCUGGAGAGUACAUCCAUGUGCGAUCUACUUAUGUACGGCACUCCAGAACUCGGUAGAGAAAUUGGUCGCGGUCAGUACGGCGUGGUGUACCUGGCUCGCGGCGGCUGGGCAGGCCGGGCCGUGGCCGUGAAGUCCGUGCUGCCCGCCGACGAGCGGCACUACCGGGAACUCGCCAUGGAGUUCUUCUAUACCAGGAGUAUCCCAGCUCACCCGCGCAUCGUCCGUCUGUACGGGUCCAUCGUGCAGCGCGGCGGCGCCGGGCCCUGCGUACUGCUCAUGUCAGAGCGCAAGCUGAGGGACCUACAUGCGGCUGUGAUGGCCGGAUUGAGCUUCCCUGCUAGGAUGAGGAUAGCUAGGGAUAUUGUGGAAGGUAUCCGCUACCUCCACUCCCUCGGCCUCGUGCACCGCGACAUCAAGAUGAAGAACGUCCUGCUGGACGCGUCGGACCGCGCGGCGCUGUCGGACCUGGGCUUCUGCGCGGCGGAGACGCUGAUGUCGGGCUCGCUGGUGGGCACGCCGGUGCACAUGGCGCCCGAGCUGCUCGCGGGGGACUAUCAUGCUAGUGUCGAUGUUUAUGCCUUUGGUAUAUUGUUUUGGUAUGUAUGUGCGGGCAACAUAAAACUGCCAUCAGCUUUCGAAACAUUCCAGAAUAAGGAACAGUUGUGGAGCAAAGUCAAGAGAGGCCUUCGCCCCGAGCGGCUCCCCCACUUCACAGACGAGUGCUGGGAAGUCAUGACGUCGUGCUGGGCCUCCGAGCCCUCGCAGCGGGCCCUCCUCGGCGACGUGCAGGACAAGCUCGAGCGGAUACACCAGCACUCGCUCACGCAGGCAGACUUGCACGACGAUGGAGGGGGGCCGGCCGAUGAUGUCUCUGAAGAGGAUAGUCUCGAUAUGACGGGGAUAGAUCAGUGAACAGUGCAAUCUUGUAUGUGAGUGGUGGUAAAAAGUGAAUAAAAUAAACAGAGUAAAGCGACUUGUUUUUAACCGACCUCGCAAAAAGGAGGAUGUUGGCAAUACUGACAUUUGUAUGUCUUGUGAUUCUUAUAUAAGGGUUAUCAUUCUACGGUGGUUUAAAAUUGUUUUUUGUCAACUGUUUUCUUAGAAAAUGUAAUGAGAUUUGAGAAUCACUGCAAAGUUACAAGUCAAGCUCGAGAGGAUACAACAGCACUCACUCACGCAGGCAGACAUGCAGGACGAUGGAGGGGGACCGGCCGAUGAUGUCUCUGAAGAGGAUAGUCUGGAUAUGACGGGGAUAGAUCAGUAAGAAUAGUGUUGGAAGGUGAAUAAACUAUGGAAAGUGAAAAUCGUAAUGUGAAAAGGUGAAUAAACUAUGCAAAGUAAAUCUUGUUUUUAACAGACUUCGCAAAAAGGAGAUUCGUAAUUCGUAUGUUUGUAUUUUUGGUCUGUAAGGUUUGUCGAUUAAUGAUCAUUGAUCAAUGUAAACUGUUUUUCUGUCAACUAUUGUCUUGCGAUUAGUAAUGAGAUUAAAACCUACUUCAAGGCGACUUACAAGCCAAACUAGGGGAAAACACCCUCAUUCACACAUAUCAAAAAAUAUAUGUAUAAAAGUGCUGAGACUCUUUGAAAAACACCACUUGAAAAGUCUAAAUGUAAUUGUUAGAUAUCAAUAUAAGGAAAGUAGAUCUGUAUUUUUAAUACAACUUGAAGUUUGUGAAGACAUGCAGACAUGUCAACUUAUUUCAAAUCAAAAAGUUUAAAUUAAAAUGAGUUGCGCGCUUAAAACGCCAUUAUUUCACUUUUAAAAUCUGUAAAAAAAAUUAGAAAAAUAAACAUUGUGAUAAGGCACUUGAUAUUUUCGAAAUUUCACAUUUUUUAAAUGUGCAAGAAAGACUGAAGUACGGGAUUCGAUUCCUGGACAAUGUUCGAAUCAGUCACAUCACUAGAAUAUAGUCUUGUUAUCUAACUAAAUAUUAAGUUAUUUUAUAAAACUGAUUUGUAUGAUAUAAAGUGACUAAAUAUGAGCUUGUUAGGUACAUUUUAAAUUGUGAGUAAAAAGGUUUGGGAGGGGGGAAAAUUACCUAAGUAUACCUCUAUAUAAGUUAUAAACUGUCAAUAGAUUGUGAACCUUAUUUCUUACGGGCUAAGGUUCAGUUUAUAAUAGUUUUUUUAUAUAUUUUGGCAUACAUUGCAUCAUCACUUACCCAAGACUUUUUGCUUACACUUUAAAAAGUAACCAAUUUUUUUAAACUUUGAUUAACGUAAGAAUAGUUGUAUAACACGUCGAAGGACAAAUAAUAAUGAACU